CCGGGCACUUGGCACACCCUAUAACUGAGCUCAAGGUACGUACAGUGGUGUUGGAGGAAAUUCAUGGACGCGCUUCCCAAGCGCCCGGCUAACUACGUGCCACUUAGCCCGGUCGGGUUCCUGCCGCGCGCCAGCGCAGUGUACGGCGACCGCACGUCCGUCGUCUACGGGCGUCUCCGCUUCACGUGGACGCGGACGUACGAGCGUUGCCGCCGCCUUGCCGCCUCCCUCCUCUCCCUCGGCGUCCGCAAGAACGACGUGGUCUCCGUCAUCGCCCCCAACGUGCCGGCGUUGUAUGAGAUGCACUUCGCCGUGCCCAUGGCUGCUGCCGUGCUCAACACCAUCAACACGCGCCUGGACGCCAGGUCGGUGGCGGCCAUUCUGAAGCACUCCCAGGCCGGGGUCUUGUUCGUCGACUACGAGUAUGUGCGCCUUGCUAGGGACGCGCUUCUGAUCGUUGCCGAUGCCGGCGUGCCUACCCCGCUGCUCGCUGUCAUCGACGAUAUCGACAUGCCCACUGGCGUCCGGCUCGGCGAGCUACAGUACGAGGAGCUCGUCAGCAACGGCGACCCGGCGGCGGAGCUGCCCUCUCUCGUGGACGAGUGGGAUGCGGUCGCGCUCAACUACACCUCGGGCACCACGUCGGCGCCCAAGGGCGUGGUGUACAGCCACCGUGGUGCGUACCUCAACACCCUGGGCCAGCUGCUGUCGUGGGGGGUGGGGGCCGAGCCGGUGUUCCUCUGGACGCUCCCCAUGUUCCACUGCAACGGGUGGACACUCACGUGGGGAAUGGCGGCGCGCGGCGGCGUCAACGUUUGCAUUCGCCAGAACCGCGCCGCCGACGUCUACCGUGCCAUCUCCGACUACGGCAUCACCCACAUGUGCUGCGCGCCCGUGGUAUUCAAUAUCCUCAUGGACGGUGAGGCCAGGCAGCUCGCGGCUCCCGUCCACGUCCUCACCGGCGGGGCCCCACCGACGGCCGCCCUGCUGGACCGCGUCGAGCGGAUCGGUUUCAGGGUGACGCACUCCUAUGGACUCACGGAGGCCACAGGUCCCGCUCUGGCCUGCGAAUGGCGCCACCAGUGGGACCUCAUGCCGCUGCCGGAGCGCUCGCGCCUCAAGGCCAGGCAAGGGGCCAGCGUCCUGUCUCUCGCCGAUGCCAACGUCCUGGACAGCAACACCAUGGCCAGCGUGCCGCGCGACGGCAAGUCCUUGGGUGAGAUCGUGCUCCGCGGUAGCAGCAUCAUGAAGGGUUACCUCGACAACCCGGCGGCGAAUGAGGAGGCCUUCAAGGGCGGGUGGUUCAUGACGGGUGACGUCGGUGUCGUGCACUCGGACGGGUACAUCGAGAUAAAGGACAGGUCAAAGGACGUGAUCAUCAGCGGCGGUGAGAACAUAUGCAGCAAGGAGGUGGAGGAGGUGUUGCUCCAGCACCACGCUGUGGCCGACGCGGCGGUGGUUGCGAUGCCUCAUCCGCACUGGGGCGAGACGCCGUGCGCCUUCCUUGUUGCCGGAAACAAGGCUGCAGUGCUCUGCAAGGAUGAAGUGGUCGCCUUCUGCCGCAAGCGCAUGUCGCGCUUCAUGGUUCCCAGGGAGGUGGUCCUCGUCGACGCCCUCCCGACGAACGCGCUGGGAAAGGUUGAGAAGGUGAAGCUACGGGAUGCUGCCCGGAAUCUUGUGCCCUCAAAGCUAUAACGCGAUCACGUCGCACCCAUCAUGGUGAUAACGCCAAAUUCUCUUUUUAUCCGCGCCAUGUUUGUUUGCACCGCGAUGUUCUUUUGUCUCCUUAUCUAAUUAUAACAACCUUAAGUUGCUUACCACACAGACCAUGUGGUUGCACUUGGGGAUGUUUGGUUUGGUUUGUGACAUUAUAAUACAGUCUUGUUAAA
Hordeum vulgare subsp. vulgare (domesticated barley) is the source of this 1889-nucleotide messenger RNA. RefSeq names its product trans-cinnamate:CoA ligase, peroxisomal-like. The record is from RefSeq and is a predicted model, not a curated record. The transcript has a single exon. Bases 64 to 1695 code for a protein of 543 amino acids. Lineage: Eukaryota; Viridiplantae; Streptophyta; Magnoliopsida; Poales; Poaceae.